Molecule: messenger RNA, 1490 nt
Organism: Pungitius pungitius (ninespine stickleback)
Lineage: Eukaryota; Metazoa; Chordata; Actinopteri; Perciformes; Gasterosteidae
Product: lysosomal membrane ascorbate-dependent ferrireductase CYB561A3
Exons: 7
Coding region: 589-1329 (246 amino acids)
Molecular function (GO): oxidoreductase activity
Source: RefSeq, a predicted model, not a curated record
AGGCUUUGCGCUGUCAAUACGGAAAUGGUUUAGGUCAAUAUCUCUUCCUGAAGUGAUUUUUCUUAACCUGUGUUUUUAUUCCCCCUCGUCUUUAUAAAUGGAGUGUGUGUGUAAACGAGGUACACUAAUAUACGCUUUUGGACCCUGUCAGUGCUCCGGACCUCGCUUUAAAACACGCUAUUUGAACAUAUGCCCGCUGCCAGUUGACGUCGUGUCGACUAAACGCUGAGUGGUUGCCGAUACCCCUCGUCUCCCAGCCGGUCCCCCCCCCCCUGUGAGUACCUCCCCAUCAGGACCCCGGGCAGCCGGGCUGAACGUGGAAGUGAACCCUCCGGGGAACCGUGGAAACACGAAGUGAGAGCAAACGGCGCGGUGAGUAACAGGUAGAGGGAAACCUCACUAAAGAAAAGUCCCAGACGUGUAAUGUCAGGUCCAGUAGUGCGCAGCAGGACGUGGUGUCAGUGUCCAGGCAUCCUUCAACCUGCUCCCUGACCAAUCAAUGCUUCCUGUGCAGCGACUCGCUCGGGUUGGGAUUGUCUGUUUUGAUUCAAGUUCUUCUCCUGGGUUCAGACCACGCGACUCUGCAGGAUGUGGUCCAUCGUGAGCUUCUACACAUGCUACCUGCUGUGCUUGGGCCUGAGCCUGGCCUGCAUGGUGUGCGUGUGUUUGUGGAGCAGCCAGUUCCGGGGCGGCUUCGCCUGGGAUGCGUCAGCGCUGCAGUUCAACUGGCACCCGGUGCUGAUGGUAGCUGGCAUGAUUGUGCUGUACGGCAAUGGAGCCGUCUUGUACCGCGUCCCGCUGACCUGGGGUCAGAACAAACUGCCCUGGAAAGUGUUGCACGCCGCGGUGAUGCUCCUCGCCCUGAUCCUGUCAGUCGUGGGGCUGUGCGCCGUGUUUGACUUCCACAAUGCUCACAACACUCCCAACCUCUACUCCGUGCACAGCUGGGUUGGAAUUGUGGCGAUGGUUCUCUUCGCCAUGCAGUGGGCGGCGGGCGCUGCUGGCUUCCUCCUGCCCUGCUCACCCAGCUCACUCCGUGCUCUCCUGAAACCGGUCCACGUGUGGAUGGGAGGCAGCAUCUUGUGUCUCAGCAUCGCUGCCUGCAUCUCAGGAAUCAACGAGAAACUCUUAUUUGUUUUCAAAAGCGGUACGGGCGCAACGUACGCUGACCUUCCGCCCGAGGCCAUGUUGGCAAAUUUUCUGGGAGUUUUAAUUGUAGCCUUCGGCCUGGUCGUCCUGAAGAUCUUGUCCUACCGCGAAUGGCAGCGACCAGAGUGCAGACCUCCGGACCUGGCUUACACGCCAUUGCUUGAAGAAGAAAAUGAGUGAAGGACAUUUUUUAAAUGCUCAGCCAAAGCCGUCCUUGCAUAAUCAGUUUAACCUUCAUAGAUCACAAUUCACUUCAUCAAUCCAAAAGAUCGACUUUGAAUGUACACGCAGAUGUCUGAGCCCUGUGCAAAUGAUCUAAUAUUAAAUGAUCUAUAAUCUGU